UGCCUUCCCGAAAGUGCGUUUUUCUGCUCUCUUCCGAGUCGGAUUGAACCUCCUCAACCCCCGUAGGCUCUCGGUGGAAAGUGCCGGUCAAAAUGGAAGUGAACCCCCCCAAACAGGAGCACCUGCUGGCUCUGAAAGGUCCUGUUUCCCUCUGAUUUGGAAAGAGACAGUCUUGUAAUUUUAAAUUACAUCCUAGCUCUGAGGAGCUCAGCUAAGACAUUUUCUGUUCAUUAAGAGUAAUUGGAUUACUUCAGAAUGACCACAGAAAUAAUAUUGCAUUAUCGCCCAUAUGAGAGUGAUCCCACACAAUUGCUGAAAGUUGCAGAAAAAGCAAUUCAAGACUUUCCUACACAUCCACUAUCAAGAUUUAUCCCUUGGUUUCCACAUGAUGGGUCCAAACUUCCGCUCAAACCUAAACGAUCACCACCUGUGAUUUCUGAAGAGGCAGCUGAAGAUGUGAAACAAUCCUUAACCAUUUCAGAACAUGAUGUUAAAUCACAGAGUUAUGAUUGUACAGUAGCGCUAUUGGAGUUUCAACCUAAUUUGAAAGAAAAGAAGCACUUAAUCCGGUCACACACACUCAAUGAACAGACUACUUCUGGAAAUCUGGAUAAACAAUCAGAAAAAGGGAAACCGCACAAGAAGAGGUCUUGGAGUGUUUCGCUACCCGGCAGAAAUUGUACUGGAGAUAUUUUUCCUUUGUCUAAAAAAUUGCAAGAUAGUGUAAAGGCACUAGAUUUACACUUAUUUUACAGAGCAAGAUGGACAAUAGAUCACACUAUAUGUAACAACCAAACUCUGGAAGACAUUUGGGCAAAACUCAAUAGAAUUAUCAGGCACAAUGAGCUUCCAUCUUGUAAUGCUACAAUUCAGAGACAUUUGGGCCAAAUAUGGGUGUUCUGUGAUAUUAUGUACUGUGAAUAUGUGGGAAAUCUCCUUAAAGGAAGAUUAGCUCUUACUGGGAAAAUAAAUUUAUUUGUGCGUAAACAUGGUAUUAUUUUUAGUAUGUAAUGAAUUCCAGUGAUUGUCAAAAAGAAGACUAUUCUGAAUGAACAGUAUAUACUGAAAUAGAUUAAUAAAUUUUUUUACUAGUUUUUAAAUUUUUAAUUACAAUUUUUAUUUGAACCUUUGCUAGCAUAGCCUAUUUAUUCUUACCAUUGUGAGAAAUAAUUGUGUGGUAGUAUGUGUUCAGUUUGUAUCCCAUGAAUAAAUAUCAUGUGAGUUUGUAGACUUGUCAUUUAAGUCAAGAACUUUCUUGAUUCUACUUUUAACAGCCACUGUUUAAAU
This is a messenger RNA of Myotis myotis, 1287 nucleotides long. RefSeq names its product shieldin complex subunit 3 (gene SHLD3). Bases 256 to 1011 code for a protein of 251 amino acids. NCBI's taxonomy places the organism in Eukaryota, Metazoa, Chordata, Mammalia, Chiroptera, Vespertilionidae. The record is from RefSeq and is a predicted model, not a curated record. Gene Ontology annotation, biological process: positive regulation of double-strand break repair via nonhomologous end joining; positive regulation of isotype switching; negative regulation of double-strand break repair via homologous recombination. The transcript has 2 exons.